Messenger RNA from Leptinotarsa decemlineata (Colorado potato beetle), 776 nucleotides. It is a transcript of the gene Chchd3, whose product is annotated as Coiled-coil-helix-coiled-coil-helix domain containing 3. The record is from RefSeq and is a predicted model, not a curated record. Gene Ontology annotation, cellular component: MICOS complex. Gene Ontology annotation, biological process: inner mitochondrial membrane organization. Lineage: Eukaryota; Metazoa; Arthropoda; Insecta; Coleoptera; Chrysomelidae.
GUGAAGUUAACUAUCAACUGUCAUACUGUCAAUAUCCGCAAUGUUAAUUUGUUAUGGCCACAAAUUUCGAUAGUCUUUAAUUUUGAAAUUAAAAUGGGUGGUUCUACAAGUAAAACUAGAAAAUUAACUGUUGAAAAUGACGACCCAAAUAAUGUGAUUAAAGUAUCUGAAGAUGUUGUUGAUCGUCUACGAGGGAACCAAACGGUAAGACAAGAAUUACAGAAGAAUCAAACCGCAUUUCCCCCACAAGGAACUCCAGUCAUUACUACACCAUACUUUUUGAAUGAACCUAGUCUAACCACACUUCAACUUCGGCAGCAAAAUGUAGCAGAACUGAAGAAAAAUGAUGAAUAUUGGGAAAACAGAAUAAGAGCGUUGGAAGCCAGUCAUAAGAAGAUGAAUGAAAUCAUGGAUAAGGAAUAUAAUAAAGCAGUAGAACAAUUCCAAGGAAGCAAGACAGUUGUAAAAGAAAAAAGUCUACCACCUUGUACAGAAUCGGAAAAAGCAGUGAUGGAAUGUUAUCAGUGCUACCCAAAUGAAUCGAUGAGAUGUUCGAAGAUAGUCCAGGCUUUUCAAGAAUGUGUGGAUAUGAGAAGAUCCUGUUUACUAGCAAACAGAGGAUGAAGAAGCGAAAUGAGUUGUUCAUCUUUUAGUGAUCAUUUUUAGGUUGUUUUUAUGUAAAUAUGAAAUGCCAAUAAAUUCGUAUCAAUUGCCUUUAUAUUAACAAUAUCUUAUUUUGGGAGGGGGUUAUUGUGUGUAAUAAAUGUUACAUUGAG